AUGGAGAGCCCCGGGCGCGAUUUCCUGCUCAGCACAACCGAGAAAAUGGAAGCGAAGGAGGGUCCCGCCGCGGCGGAGUCAGUCAUACCUAUCACCAGUCACAAAGAGGAUAUCGAUCCAGAGAGCUUCGCACCCCCAGAUGGAGGUCUUGAUGCAUGGUUGACUGUUCUAGGAACGACAAUGAUAGCUUUCGGAACAUUCGGUCUUGUAAACGGAUACGGAGGGUUUGCAGACUUCUAUAAGCAAGAAUAUCUGUCCAACUACUCGCCAACUUUAGUGUCAAUGAUUGGUGCACUGCAAGUCUUCGUUCUCUACAUUUUUGCAGGAUUUGCGGGAGCCGUUUUCGAUGCUGUUGGUCCGCGGUAUCUCGUACCAGCUAGUGGUAUCACAGUUGUCUUUGCUCUCUUUAUGCUGUCGAUAACGCGUCCAGGACAAAUAUAUCAGCAGUUCCUAUGUCAGUCUGUCUUGUUUAGUGUGGGUGCCACUUUCAGCUUCUUUCCUUCUAUGGGCCUCAUCCCGCACUGGUUUAAGCGGAAACUUCCUUAUGCCAUCGGACCUCUGACCGCAGGGGCAAGCAUCGGUGGUAUAGUGUUCCCCAUCAUGCUUGCUAAGCUGAUACCUCGGGUGGGUUUCGGAUGGACGAUUCGGAUCAUCGCCUUUAUGACGCUUUUCUGUUUCAUUGUUGCAACUCUGACGGUGAAAGCCCGAAGGCCUACGAAGCCUCUUCCCCCUUUCCACAUGUUGUUCGACUUUGGCGCCUUUCGAGAUCCUUGUUACGUCUUUUUAGCCACAGGGUGCUGGUUUUCAGUUUUUGCUGUUUUCAAUCCUUUCUUCUAUCUCGGACUCUACGCCUCAACGGCCAAUCCGUCCUCCAGCCUGAAUCCCUACUACCUAGCUAUCCUUUGUGCGACGUCGAUAGCCGGCAGGACGAUACCUGGUGUUAUCGCCGUCCAUGUCGGCAGAUUUAAUGUGCUCUGUAUAUCAACGCUGAUAUCCGCCAUCCUCAUAAUCGCCUUAUGGUACACCUCAACUGCCGAGCCGAAUUUGAUAGCGUUCUCUGCGCUUUAUGGUUUCUUCUCGGGACCAUUUUUUGCUUUGAUGCCGGCCUGUGUAUCGCAGAUAUCCCCCGUUGAGAAAGUGGGCGCCCGAAUAGGAGGUACAUAUGCUUUCAUGGCGCCCGCAACAUUCGCUGGCACUCCGAUUACAGGGAUUUUCAUUAGAAAACAAACGAUCCCCAACUUUCAGCAUCUGAUACUGUUCUCCGCUGUAGGGGCUCUAAUCGGGACUGCUUUCUUAUUCGUAUCUAGAUUUAUCAAAGAACGCAGGGUUUUCGCUGUCAUAUAG
Molecule: messenger RNA, 1344 nt
Organism: Marasmius oreades (fairy-ring Marasmius)
Lineage: Eukaryota; Fungi; Basidiomycota; Agaricomycetes; Agaricales; Marasmiaceae
Exons: 10
Coding region: 1-1344 (447 amino acids)
Biological process (GO): transmembrane transport
Cellular component (GO): fungal-type vacuole membrane
Molecular function (GO): transmembrane transporter activity
Source: RefSeq, a predicted model, not a curated record